CAGCCACAUUUUUCCAAGGUCCUGAGUACAGAACUCCAAAAGGAAAAAAAUUCACACGCACGCACUGCAUAAACAAUGCCGAUUUCUAGGAUCGCCAUUGGAUCUCCGGCCGAGGUUGGCCAAGUUGAUGCUCUCAAGGCUGGUCUGGCUGAGUUCAUUUCAAUGCUCAUCUUUGUUUUCGCUGGAGAAGGCUCCGGCAUGGCAUUCAAUAAGCUCACGGAUGAUGGCUCGACGACUCCAGCAGGCCUCGUGGCAGCAGCCCUUGCUCAUGCUUUCGCACUUUUUGUCGCUGUUUCAGUGGGCGCAAACAUUUCUGGUGGACACGUCAACCCCGCAGUCACAUUCGGAGCCUUUGUUGGCGGGCACAUAACACUAUCUCGGAGUGUCUUGUAUUGGGCUGCUCAGUUGCUUGGCUCGGUAGUGGCCUGCUUGCUUCUUAAGUUCUCGACCGGGGGAAUGGAAACAUCAGCAUUUUCGCUAUCAUCCGAUGUCAGUGUGUGGAAUGCACUGGUCUUUGAAAUAGUGAUGACAUUCGGCCUCGUCUACACAGUCUAUGCAACUGCCGUUGACCCAAAGAAGGGGAAUAUAGGGAUUGUUGCGCCAGUUGCAAUUGGGUUCAUUGUGGGUGCCAACAUCUUAGCAGGUGGAGCCUUCGAUGGAGCAUCAAUGAACCCGGCAGUCUCAUUCGGGCCAGCUGUCGUGAGCUGGUCUUGGGACAGCCACUGGGUGUACUGGCUCGGCCCCUUUGUCGGCGCCGGCAUUGCCGCAGUUGUCUAUGACACCUUCUUCAUCAACCAAACCACACAUGAGCAGCUCCCAUCAGCAGAUUUUUAAAGUAAUUAACUUUCAGUUCAAGCAGUGAAAAAUGGUCUGCAGGUCAUUGGGUUCCAUUAGUUGGUGUCCUGGGUGUUGUGUGUAUCUUUCUAUCGUCAAUUGUACCUUUCAUGUGAAGUCUUUUUUAAUUUUUGGUGCA
Messenger RNA from Syzygium oleosum, 973 nucleotides. RefSeq names its product aquaporin TIP1-2-like. Gene Ontology annotation, biological process: transmembrane transport; water transport. Gene Ontology annotation, molecular function: water channel activity. The record is from RefSeq and is a predicted model, not a curated record. Gene Ontology annotation, cellular component: membrane. The transcript has 3 exons. Bases 76 to 834 code for a protein of 252 amino acids. NCBI's taxonomy places the organism in Eukaryota, Viridiplantae, Streptophyta, Magnoliopsida, Myrtales, Myrtaceae.